UUAUGUUUUUGAUGUUUUAUAUUGAAAAAAUUUUCUUUUUAGCUUUUAAGCCUGAAAUCAUUGUCUUUAACAAAGUAAAGUAUUUUGUCAUGUGUAUCGACAUUCUCUUUUAGUGGUGUUCUAGUUAAUUUUUUCGAUUAUUUUUAAAUGUGUAUCUCUAAAGUGUCUUUUCUCAAUGGGUAAUUUGGUAUUCGAAAUAAUUUUUUUCCUUGUGGGCCUAGUGUGACAUUAACAGCGGAAUCAAUCUUCCUUCUGUACUUUACGCUUAUGUUUUAGAAAUAUGAAGAGAGCGUCUGACAAUGUUGUUGAAAAAAGUAAAAAGUUAAAACCUGAAACUUCUCAAGGUGGUCUUGGCAUCAUUUUAUCAGUCACUCUGAAAAAUUUUAUGUGCCAUGAUCAUUUGCAAUUUGAUUUUGAUCCACAUGUCAACUUCAUUGUUGGACAAAAUGGGAGUGGAAAAAGUGCUGUUAUGACAGGAAUUAUUUUAGCGCUUGGUGGAAAAUCUAGCGUCACUGGAAGAUAUAGUAAUAUUAAAGGAUUUGUGAAGACUGGUAAAAACACAGCACAUGUAUCUGUUACAUUAAAAAACUGCGGACCCUAUGCUUACAAACCCGAAAAAUAUGGAGAUAAAAUAAUUGUAGAAAGAGAAAUAAGUUCUGAAGGGAAUUCAGGCAAAUAUAAACUGAAAAAUUCAAGUGGUAAAAUCGAGUCUACAUUGAAAGAGGAGCUUAAAAAUAUUCUGAUUGCAAUGGAUAUACAGAUUGAUAAUCCGGUUUUAGUUUUAACUCAGGAUACAAGUCGCAAUUUUCUAAUGGCCAAAACAGGAAAAGAAGGAAAGUUGUUUGAAUUUUUUUACAGAGGUACUGGACUUCAAAAAUUGGAAAUUGAGUAUCAACAAUCUAUAGCAAUGAAUGAGGAUAGUGCAAAAGAUCUUGCAGCUAAGAAACAAGCUCUGGAUCAUACGGAGAAAGAAGUUAAAAGAUUAGAGAAGUUGCGAAAAAGUGAUGAACAACUCGAUGAAUUAAAAAGAGAAUCAUUUUGGGCCAAAGUUAUACUAUUAGAAAAAGAAUUAGAAACAGAAAAAGAUAAAAAAGAAGAGCUUCUUGAAAAAAUAGAUAGCGCAAAAAAAGAAGCUGAAGAAAGCAAGAAUAAACAUGAUGAAAUGACACUUGAACAUGACAAAUUUAAACAAGAAAGAGCUGAGAUUGAGGAGAAAAUUGUUACAGAAAGGAAAUCUUAUUCUGAAUUGGAUAUUCAGUUAGAUACAUGUGCUGGCAAAGUUCGAAGUUGUAAG
Molecule: messenger RNA, 1294 nt
Organism: Parasteatoda tepidariorum (common house spider)
Lineage: Eukaryota; Metazoa; Arthropoda; Arachnida; Araneae; Theridiidae
Source: RefSeq, a predicted model, not a curated record